Molecule: messenger RNA, 432 nt
Organism: Danaus chrysippus (African queen)
Lineage: Eukaryota; Metazoa; Arthropoda; Insecta; Lepidoptera; Nymphalidae
Source: the annotation of a GenBank genome assembly
AUGGUUUACGGAUGUCAGGAGCCUUCGAAAGCGUCCACAGGUUGUCCAACGGCUUUCCGUUUUGUGGCAAGGCACGGUCAACGCUCGGCAAACUGCCGGACUUACAGGUUGUACAAUGUACAUGGGGCAUUGGAAUCCGCGGGAGACAAAAAAAGAAACGCCCGCAUCGCCUGCGCUUUUGCGCAUCUCGACUACCGAAGAAACGUCUGGCAAAAAACUGGCAAAAAGAAAAUAGACAGCGAAGUUGCUACAAAAACAUCAAGCGUCAGCGCAAAUUAUUAUAGCGUAAUAAGAAAAUGGACGACCUACUUCGAUUUAAACUUCGGUCAGCUCGGUCAUCCAGAAAAUCAGCUAGUGGAUCAUGUUAUGAAGGAGAAGGAUGAGGUGGCAAACGAGUACACGUGCUCGAGGCUCAAACGAGAGUCGCGUUAA